AUAGUGCUGGCAAGAAAGUAAGAACGGUAUUUUGGCUACGGCGGGCGGUGCAAGCGACAGCCCUAGAGGGAGAGAUGGUGAGAGGAGGAGAAGCAUUGAGUGCAUACAGAGCGUUGCUAAGAGCGACUCGAAAAUCGUUCACGGGCGACUCACUGAUGCUGAAGGCAUCAGCCUCCGAGGUUAGGAAGAAAUUCGAGGAGAAUCGUGAUGUAAGCUCCGAGACUGAGAUCCAGAAGCUCCUCGAAGAGGCGCGGGAAGCUUCCCAUUUCAUAGCUACCAUGAUCGUCCAAGCUAAACUCAACGACCGAGGCGGCUACGAAGUGAAGCCUGACAAGGACCAUGCUGGAGCAACACUUGAGAUUCCAUCCGAAGAGAUUCUCCGGAAAUCUGUCUAAGGAGAUGAUAAUGAUGAAGAAGAAGAAGAAUAGACUUGGACCACACCAAAAAACAAAGACAUGUAUCGGUUUCAAAUUCUUCUUCUAUGGCCAACUCUAAUGACAUUCUAUUUGGAGUUCCCUGAGCAAGAUUUUUGUGGUUUAUCCAUUAUUGAAGCAUUUUUCCCCGCUUUUGUGCUCCACGUUACCGACUUAUGCAACUGGUAGUAGAUUUACUGAAUAACUAGAUAUAAAGCCAUCGCACUGGUUUUUGUUUUUCAGUCUUCUCUUUUAUCCUUUAUUGUUUUUGGUGGGGUUAUUUUCAA
This is a messenger RNA of Populus euphratica (Euphrates poplar), 700 nucleotides long. RefSeq names its product complex 1 family protein / LVR family protein. NCBI's taxonomy places the organism in Eukaryota, Viridiplantae, Streptophyta, Magnoliopsida, Malpighiales, Salicaceae. The record is from RefSeq and is a predicted model, not a curated record. The transcript is spliced from 2 exons. Gene Ontology annotation, molecular function: protein folding chaperone. Bases 75 to 395 code for a protein of 106 amino acids. Gene Ontology annotation, cellular component: mitochondrial matrix. Gene Ontology annotation, biological process: mitochondrial respiratory chain complex III assembly.